Papilio polytes (common Mormon) is the source of this 2530-nucleotide messenger RNA. RefSeq names its product gonadotropin-releasing hormone receptor-like (gene AkhR). Gene Ontology annotation, cellular component: membrane. Lineage: Eukaryota; Metazoa; Arthropoda; Insecta; Lepidoptera; Papilionidae. Gene Ontology annotation, biological process: G protein-coupled receptor signaling pathway. Gene Ontology annotation, molecular function: adipokinetic hormone receptor activity; peptide binding; G protein-coupled receptor activity. The transcript is spliced from 8 exons. The coding region runs from base 279 to 1469 and encodes 396 amino acids. The record is from RefSeq and is a predicted model, not a curated record.
CCGCGACAGUAACAAACGCCUCAACUCCUGACGGUCCCGAAAACUCCUGCAAUUAACUCCUGGCUGCGAACUCCUUACUAUUAGCUGCUGUGUACAAAGUGCAGUGAAAGUGCUGCUUGUGUUAUGUGGAAUUAAUCUGGAUGACGUUAAUUUUUGACACGUUCCAAUGAAUUCUCGUACACCGAAAAUUCGCCACGAAAUGAUCGAGAUUACGCAUUACGUGAUCAAAAUGUUUACCUGUAGACAUAUACUAUAGAAAGUACUAGAAGAAUACUAUAAUGGAUAUAGAUGAGAAGGUAUCUGGUCCGGGAGGCGCGUCACAGAAGAACUGGACGCAUUUGAACACUAGCAAUGAAUUGCCUCUGGAAAUGCGCUUCAACCAUGGACAUAUGGUGUCAAUAACAGUGUACACAAUAUUAAUGAUAAUAUCAGCGACCGGCAACUUGACUGUCCUAUCACAAUUACUGAAGAGGAGGCGAGCAGCUCGCGCGAGUCGACUUGAUUUGCUACUCAUGCAUUUAGCUGUGGCUGACUUGAUGGUGACAUUCCUGAUGAUGCCGCUAGAGAUAGCGUGGGCGGGCACGGUGCAGUGGCUGGCGGGCGACUUCAUGUGCCGUCUCAUGAUGUUCACCAGGACUUUCGGCCUUUACCUCUCCAGCUUCGUCCUUAUAUGUAUCGCUGUUGAUAGAUACUACGCAAUUUUGAAGCCUCUAAACGUGAAAUGGGAAGCGCGAGUGCGGAAGGCUCUAGCCACAGCAUGGGUGUGCGCCGGCCUCGCCAGCCUGCCCCAGAGCUUCAUCUUCCAUCUAGAAGAACAUCCUGAUGUCAAAGGAUACUUUCAAUGCGUGUCAUACGGCUCCCUGCCAACGGAACGACACGAGUUCGCUUAUUUCCUAGUCAAUAUGACGCUGAUGUACGUCGCCCCGCUGGUCUCCACCCUCUAUUGCUCCUCCGCCGCUCUCGCUGAGAUCAUACGUAGAGCGAACACCGCCAAUGAUAAAAUGCGUCGCAGCGGCGUUGGAAUACUCGGCCGUGCUCGAGCUAGGACUUUGAAGAUGACGGUCACUAUUGUUUUAGUAUUUUUUACAUGUUGGUCUCCUUACUACUGUUAUUGCUUAUGGUACUGGAUAGAUAAAGAAUCCGUGAGAAGUCUAGACCCUGCUUUCCAAAAAGCUAUGUGGUUAUUCUCUUGCACUAAUUCCUGCGCCAACCCUAUUGUCUAUGGCGUGUUCAACAGAAACCGCUUUCAUACUGGCCCGAACGCAAGACAUCGUAAUGGAAGUAUGCGUAGAGGAUCACGCUUCCCUUUCGGCGAUUCAAUGGAGAUUUCCGCAGCGACUUUAGUCCGCGCACGAAGUUCCCUCACCAGUGAGAGAAAUGGAAGAAGAGAUUCAUCAUUCAAUUCGAAAAACGGAACGCAAAAACAACUUAAUCAUAAUAAUAAUCUCGUAAACAACGGCGUUGUAUAAUCUAUGACAGUUACUAGGGAUGGUAAAAAAAUAGCGUUUUAACGUUAUAGCUAAAAGCUAUUUUUAUAACGUAAAGGAUUUUUUCUGUAAAUUAAUAUUAACUGAUGUAAGUACUAGUUUACAUUAGAUAAAAUUUGUCGUUACAGAAAAAUAAAGCUUUAAGAAAAAGCCUUUAGGGACAUACCUUUAUAUUUAUAUAUCUUUUAACUUCACACUUGUCUAAAAUUAAAUUAGGAACAUUUCUUUGGUCCUAUAAAAACUAAUGAUUGUAAAAGUAAUUAAAAAAAAUAAAAAGACGUAAUUAUAAGAGAAUGUGUUUAUUAAGCUAUUAAUAAUGUCAAUGUAUAAAAGAAAUUUACUUUUAAAAAUGUGUAAACCAUAGAUAACCUAUAGAUAGUAUUUUUCAUGCCAGUUACAUAUUAAAAAUUCUUUGAUGAUAUUGCGAAUGUCCAUGGCCGUCGAUGAACAUUUCGGUGUUCCCGCUGCCCCUUUUUUUAUAAAAAAUCCAAUAUUCGAAUUUUAAAAUUGAGGGAAUUUACCCUAACCAAAGGAAUUUUCAGACCUAUGUUCUGUCUUUAGAUUAUUUAUAUAUACGCUAAGCAUUAUAUAUAAAUAAGAAUAUAUAAGAUGUUAUUUAUAGAAGAAAGAUAAUGUAAAUGAUGUCGGUUAUUAGAACGUGAGCCAAGGAUACUGUUAUACUUGUAGCAAUAUUUCUUGUUUACAUUUGUUAUCAGAUUUUGAUAAUUAUAAGUUGUUAGUUAUAAGUUAUUAGAGAUACUCAUUCGUUUAAGUUUUUAUUCCUAAAUUCCAAAGUUUAGAAUUUAAGUUGUACACUUUAAGAGACUGAUUGACCAAAACGUAACUCUGUAAAUAAAUGUAAUUCAUUUUUUUUCUUAGUUUUUUUCGUUGCAAUGUUUGCGCAAGCUAACUUUUUAAAUUUUAUAUUUAUUUGUUAUCCUUAUUUAGUAAUCUUGGCUGUGAGGGAACUCAGGAUGUGUGAAAAGUGAGUUUUGUACCAAAUAUGUAUUCAAUUGUAAGUGAAUAAAGUCGAAAUUCCUAAA